AUUCAGAAUAAUAAGAGAAUGGGAGCAAGAGGAUGUUCUCUUUGAUUAAAAUCAGCGGUUAACGGUAGAAAGAACAAAAAUGAGCAUUACUUGAAACUUUUCAUUCGUAUUGUAUUUGAUUUUCUUUAAAGGAUUAUAUACACAUUAUAUCUAAUAAAUGUGUAGCCUUGGUAGUUGGUGACUCUCCCUUUAUCGUUACAUCCUAUAGGCUGAUUCAUACCAAAAUAACAUCUGGAUACUAACAGACAACAAUUCAAUCAAGUUCUUAUUCUCUUUUGUAAUUGAAAAUGGGUUCACGAUCCACUUGUGAUAUUGAAGAUGAAGUAAGAAAGGCAAUAAAGGAUUUUAGAUUUCGAAAAAGUAAGAAAAAUGCUGCUCUAAUAAUUAAAGUUAACCGUGAAAAACAGACUGUUUGUGUCGAUGAACUUAUAGAGGAUGUUGAAAUUGAUCAAUUACAAGAAAUAAUACCAAGUCAUGAACCCCGAUAUAUUGUUUACAGUUAUAAAAUGGAGCAUUCAGAUGGAAGAAUAUCGUAUCCAAUGUGCUUUAUAUUUUACACUCCAAGAGAUAUUCAAAUGGAGUUACAAGUACUUUAUGCAAGUAUGAAACUUGUAUUACAAAAUGAAGUAGAACUCACAAGAUGUUUUGAAGCAAGAGAAUUAGAGGAAUUGACUGAAGAAUGGCUUAAAGAAAAAUUAGAAAGAUAAAUUAUCUAUAUGUCUAAGUGAUAAUAUUUUAUAUAAUAAUUUGAAGAUUUUACUGCUUCGCUUCUACUUUAUAUAUAGAAAUAGAAAAUAAUUUUUUUAAUGGCAAAGUCAUUUUUAUACAAAAAAAAUUUUUAUUAAAAAUAUUCCUAAAUUAUACAAUCAUUUAUCAACGAAAAUAUUUGCUACAUUGAUACAUUUUUUGUAAAAAAUUUGCAUUUUUAAAUAAUGGUAUCGUUAAAGCGAAAAAUUCCCUUAAUUAAAAUGGUUCUUUUCAAUAUUUAGAUUAAUGUAUUUUGCAGUAUUCAUUUAUUCAAUAUUCGUUAUUUAAAAUUUUGUAAGAGGCAUUUUAUACUGGAU
Chelonus insularis is the source of this 1064-nucleotide messenger RNA. RefSeq names its product Glia maturation factor (gene GMF). The coding region runs from base 288 to 707 and encodes 139 amino acids. Gene Ontology annotation, cellular component: actin cortical patch. Gene Ontology annotation, biological process: negative regulation of Arp2/3 complex-mediated actin nucleation; actin filament debranching. The transcript is spliced from 3 exons. Gene Ontology annotation, molecular function: actin binding; Arp2/3 complex binding. NCBI's taxonomy places the organism in Eukaryota, Metazoa, Arthropoda, Insecta, Hymenoptera, Braconidae. The record is from RefSeq and is a predicted model, not a curated record.